This is a messenger RNA of Emiliania huxleyi CCMP1516, 480 nucleotides long. RefSeq lists its product as hypothetical. Bases 1 to 480 code for a protein of 159 amino acids. The record is from RefSeq and is a predicted model, not a curated record. NCBI's taxonomy places the organism in Eukaryota, Haptophyta, Isochrysidales, Noelaerhabdaceae. The transcript has 6 exons.
AUGUACGCAGUCCCUGACACCAACAGCAUUGCACGCAGCCUAAGCGAGCAGUACCUGGCGCACGAAAGCACCGCGUAUACUCCUAGCCCAGUGCGAACGAUCGAAAUCGGCGCCCUGGCAACCGCCUGCUGCCAGUGGGCGGGUACCAGCUCGUCUCUCUCGCCAGAUGAGCGGCUCGGCACCAGCUCGUCCCUCUCCCGCGGCUCGGCCACGGAUGAGCAGCUCGGCACCAGCUCACCCCUCUCGCGCCGGGCGGUCUGCAACGGUGCCGAGGCUUCGAUCGCGUCUGGCACCCGUGUGGCUCAUUGGGUGGAGCCUUCACGUCUGCCGUUGGACUAUUUCGCUCCCGGCCCCGUCCGAACGGUCGAGCAUGGCGCUUUGGCAACCGCCUCGUGCCCAGUUCUCGGCACCCGGUGGGUGGGCGCCGCCACUUCGUCUGUGAAGCGCAUGGCGCAGCAACAGCAGCACGGAAUCGGCUGA